Molecule: messenger RNA, 1604 nt
Organism: Bufo bufo (common toad)
Lineage: Eukaryota; Metazoa; Chordata; Amphibia; Anura; Bufonidae
Gene: SUGCT
Product: succinyl-CoA:glutarate-CoA transferase
Exons: 14
Coding region: 175-1476 (433 amino acids)
Molecular function (GO): catalytic activity
Source: RefSeq, a predicted model, not a curated record
UAUAUCCCUGAGAGAUAAUAUGUAAUAGAUUCCACCGUGACGUCUCCGUUAUCUAAUAACUAGUCACGGGCAGACUGUAGACUUUCCGCCCUCCUGACCCUCCUCUUCCUCACGAGCUUUCCCUCAGCACUUCCCGAGUGCCCACACAGACAGUCGGGGGAUCCGGCCUGGAUCAUGUACCCGGCAGCGCGCCUUCUGGAGGCCGUGAGGAGGAGCAGUCUGGGGGCGAAGCGUGGAGCCUCCUACUUCUCCCACACAGAUUCCGCCAAUAUACGGCCAUUAGAUGGAGUGAAAGUCCUCGACUUGACAAGAGUCUUGGCUGGACCUUUCGCUACAAUGAUUCUUGGGGAUCUUGGAGCUGAAGUUAUAAAAGUAGAAAAACCCGGGUCUGGAGAUGAUACAAGGGCCUGGGGGCCACCCUUUGUUGGAAGUGAAAGUGCCUACUUUCUUAGCGUGAAUAGAAAUAAAAAGAGUAUAGCUGUCAACAUGAAGGAUCCCAAAGGAACCAAGAUUAUUAAACAGCUAGCACAAGCCUGUGAUGUUCUCAUAGAAAAUUACAUUCCUGGAAAGCUAGCUGAAAUGGGGCUAGGUUAUGAAGAUCUGAUGAAAACAGACCCUCAUAUUAUAUACUGCUCUAUCACAGGUUAUGGCCAGACUGGACCUUUGUUUAAAAGAGCAGGAUAUGAUGCUGUAGCAUGUGCAAUGUCUGGACUGAUGCAUAUAACAGGACCUGAGGAUGGAGAUCCUGUCCGUCCUGGUGUCGCUAUGACUGACCUUGCAACAGGACUAUUUGCUCAUGGAGCCAUUAUGGCUGGUUUACUGCAAAGGGCUAAAACAGGGAAAGGAAUGCACAUUGACUGCAACCUACUUUCCUCACAGGUUGCGUGCUUGACUCACAUAGCUGCAAACUUCCUUAACGGAGGCAUUGAAGCAAAACGUUGGGGGACAGCGCAUGGAAGCAUUGUGCCAUAUCAGUCAUUUAAAGCAAAGGAUGGUUACCUUGUAAUUGGGGCAGGCAACGAUCAACAGUUCUCUACUGUUUGCAGGAUUACAGAUCUUUCUGAACUCAUAAAUGAUCCCCGAUUCAAGACUAAUAAACUUAGAGUGCAGCACAGAAAAGAACUUCUUCAAGUUUUAACAUCACGGUUCUCAGAAAAAACAACCGCUGAGUGGCUUGAGCUCUUUGAAGGAAGUGGCAUCCCAUAUGGGCCGAUCAACAGUAUAAAGCAAGUAUUUUCUGAACCCCAGGUUUCCCACAAUGGCCUUAUUCUCGAAAUGGAUCAUCCAAAUGCGGGGAAGAUAUCAGUGCCAGGUCCUGCAGUAAGGUUCAACAAUUUCAACAUAUCUGAACCUAAGCCACCUCCGGUCAUUGGACAGCACACAGUGGAGGUCUUGAAAAGCAUACUGGGAUAUGAAGACAACUAUAUUGCUGAACUGAUAAAAGACAAGACAAUAUCUCAGAAUGAGGUUCAAUGAUGUUAAACCUGACAAAGUCAAAAUCCUAUAUUAGAUCAUUUACAUUCUGGUCUUUGAUCAUUUUAAAUGAAUUACCUUUAUUAAAUUGUAGUAUUAAUUUGUAUUUUUCAUUAAAGGAUUAGAAAGCA